UAAAUAUGGUGGUAUUAAAAUGAAAAAUUUGAAUAAUUUUCUUUUUGCAAGUUAGAAUAAAAAUGAUUUUUAAAAAUUUAUUUUACUUUUUAUACUACUUUUUAUUAUGAAUAAGUAUAUAAAUUAGAAUUAUAAUUAAAGCGUAAUUACAUAAAUCUUUAUACUUCAUAGAUAGAGAUACGUUGUUUGCAGAAAUUUCACUAAUUUGCAAUUACUAUGGUACAUUGGUUACCAAAAAAAUGUUUUAAAAAGAGCUACUAACAAAUAUGCAGACAACUUAUCUGCUAUUAGCAGCAAUAUUACCUUUCGCCGCUCUUGAUAUUUGGUAUACAAAAAUAUAUUUAUUUUGGAUUAUGAAGGUAUCAAUAUUUACAUAUCUUGUUAUAUUUGGACUUUUACCUAUUAUAUUUCAUUAUUCUUAUGCUUUCCAAAAAAAGAUUCUUUUCUUAAAUUUUGUCCAAUGGCCACUUAAUGUAGAUUUUUCAAAACCAGAGUCAGUUGGAAUGAAAGGAACAAGAAAUUUUUAUUUAAAAACUGAUGAACAAGUGAAAAUAGGAUUAUGGCAAAUACUACCUCAAUCUUUGUUAAAUGAUUCCACUAUUACAACUGCUAAUGAUUAUGAAGCUGUAUUAAAAAAUGCUAAACAACCUAUUUUUCUUUAUAUGCAUGGUAAUAGUGGUAAUAGAGCAAGUAGUCAUCGUUUAGAAUUAUAUAAACUUUUUCAGAAUUUAGAUUAUCAUGUUAUAUGUUUUGAUUAUAGAGGCUAUGGUGAUAGUGAAGAAGCAGAACUUUCUGAAAUGGGAGUAGUUAAUGAUAGUAAAUAUGUACUUGAAUGGCUAUUAAAAAUAGUAAAUGGUACAACCCCUGUUUUUGUAUGGGGACAUUCAUUAGGAACUGGAGUAUCUACUCAUGUAUUGGCAUUAUUAGCAAUAAAAAAAGUUCAACCUGCAGGUUUGUUCUUAGAAUCACCAUUUAAUAAUAUAGCAGAUGAAUUAAGUGAACAUCCUUUAGCACAGAUAUUCAAACAUUUACCAUGGUUUCAUUGGAUAAUUGUUGAACCAUUUUAUGAUAAUUUUCUUCGUUUUGAAUCUGAUAAACAUGUAGAAAAAAUUCAAUGUCCUAUUAUGAUAUUGCAUGCAGAAGAUGAUAAUAUCAUUCCAUUUGCUUUAGGUGAAAAGUUAUUUAAAACGGCAAUAAAUUAUCAUGGAAAUAAUACAAAUAGCAUUGAAAUGACAAGAAUUGAUGCAUUAUAUGGCCUUGGACAUAAAUAUAUAUGUCGUUAUAAAAAUUUACCUAAUGUAAUCAAAUCAUUUGUAGCUAAAGCACAUAAAAAUCAGACUGAGUAAAUUAUAUUUAAAUAUCAAUACUUUUAUAUAAAUAUUUUUUUGUAUUGCACAUAUUCAAUAAUUAUAUCAAUUUUAUUGACAUAAAAAUUAAUUUAAAAAUUUAUUAUAUAAAAUGUAUAAAAUUUAUUUAUUGCAUAAUUAUAUUUUAUUUUUUAUUAAAUAGUUCGCUACUUAUAAUAUCCUGUAAAGUACAAUAAGACUUAUCAUGAAAAAAUUAUUAAAAAUGUAUUGAAUUUAUGUUUGAAAUAUAAUUGAAUGAUUAAUUGAAAUGUAUUCUAUUGUUUAAAAUUAAAAAAAAAUACAUUUGUAUUUUCUAA
Apis cerana (Asiatic honeybee) is the source of this 1663-nucleotide messenger RNA. Its product is annotated as lysophosphatidylserine lipase ABHD12. Lineage: Eukaryota; Metazoa; Arthropoda; Insecta; Hymenoptera; Apidae. Gene Ontology annotation, molecular function: phosphatidylcholine lysophospholipase A1 activity; monoacylglycerol lipase activity. Gene Ontology annotation, biological process: monoacylglycerol catabolic process; phosphatidylserine catabolic process. Gene Ontology annotation, cellular component: endoplasmic reticulum membrane. The record is from RefSeq and is a predicted model, not a curated record.